AUGAAAGCCAAGCAUGGUGAUUUAUUUGAUAAAGAGAGAGUAAGGAGUAAGCAAAAAAAUCUUCGGACUUUGUAUUGGGAUGUCAAUAAGCUCAUUGAGGUCUCUGGAUUUGGAUGGGACAAAACGAGAUGUUUGGUGACCGCUGAGACAAGCGUUUGGGAUGACUUCAUAACAGAAAUAAAUGGGCUUAAGAAGUAUCAUAACAAAUCCUUACCAGAUAUUGAUAGUCGUGGACAGAUAUUUGUGCCAGUUAGCACUGGCCCACCAGUUGAUGCAAACGAUUCUUCACUGCAAGGUGAAAUUGACGAGGAGGGUGAGGAGUCUUCUAAGAGGUCUCAAUCCCAAACUCCCAAUUCACGAUCAAAGAAGAAGAAGAGCUCCCCAUGUGAAGUAAUUGCAGAAGCUAUGGCAAUAGUGGCAGAAAGCAUGAGGAACUAUGCAAACACCCAAGCUAAAGCAUCCACAGCUCUUAAAAAGAAGUGCAUGGAACUUGUGAGUGACCUAUGUCUGAAUGGGGAGAGAGGAAAGGAUGAAAUCAUAAAGGCUUCCCAACUAUUCCAGAAUAGUGCUAAGGCUGAAAUGUUUAUGAUUCUGGAACCUGAAUACCGGACCCAGUAUUUGUGGGCAGAGUUGGAGGUUGAGAGAGGUGGUUGA
Messenger RNA from Amborella trichopoda, 654 nucleotides. NCBI's taxonomy places the organism in Eukaryota, Viridiplantae, Streptophyta, Magnoliopsida, Amborellales, Amborellaceae. The record is from RefSeq and is a predicted model, not a curated record.